AUGCCACAACGUUCCCCAUUCGCCAUACAAGAACUACUCGGCUUGAGCAAUACCGCAGCGGCAGCCGCAGUUGCAGUGGCCGCCGUCGCUGCCGCCGCAAAAACACGCGAACCGUUCACUGAGAGCGGCAGCGUUGUAGGAGAUAAUGAAACGUCGGCUAUAAAAUCUAAGUCACAAACGCCAACAGGUGUAGCUGCGAAACCGGACGUCGUUACUCCACCAACAGCAAUACCACCACUACCGCCAACAACAACAACAACAGCAAUCGUGUCGCGCUCCACCCCUUCACCCAAACAACAACAGCAGCAGCAACAGCAAACAACAGUUGGCCGUUGUAGCAGUAGUAAUAGCAGUAACGAUGGCACUUCAUUAAACACGACCACAACUGCGGCGGGCACAAGUUUGUCUGCAGUUUCAGCACCCGCGGUUAUCUCGACUGCAAGUGGCAAUAUACCGACGUCGUUUACCGUUGCUGCCGUUGAGCAGCAACAGCAUGCGGUAAAUCAACAACAGCAGCAGCAACAUCAGCAUCAUCACCAUCAGAUGACAAUGGCUGCAGCUGCCGCCUCACGUAUGGCCUAUUUCAAUGCCCACGCUGCGGUGGCUGCUGCAUUUUUACCACACAAUUUAGGCAGUGGUGGUGCCAACUUGCAUGCGUUGCAACAACAACAACAACAACAUCAUCAUCAUCAUCACCAGCAUAUGCAAUUGCAAUCGCAUUCAACACACGGACAUCCGCAUCCUUUGUUGCAUGCACAAGGCUUCUCCCAAGUAAAGAGCUUUGGCAUGCCCGGCGGUUGUUUAGCUGGUCCCUUAUCCAGCAAAGAUUUCACGCUCGACGGCUUAAAUGGUUUUGGUAGUAAGAAGAAGAAGAAGAAGCGACGUCAUAGUCGUACAAUUUUUACAUCUUAUCAAUUGGAAAAACUUGAAGAGGCCUUCAAAGAAGCACACUAUCCAGAUGUGUAUGCAAGAGAGAUGCUGUCGUUGAAAACCGAGUUACCUGAAGAUCGCAUACAGGUCUGGUUUCAAAAUCGACGUGCCAAGUGGCGCAAAACCGAGAAAUGCUGGGGACGCAGCACAAUUAUGGCUGAAUAUGGCUUGUACGGAGCGAUGGUGCGCCAUUCGUUGCCACUGCCGGAAACGAUAAUAAAAUCAGCAAAAGAGAAUGAGUCAGUGGCACCAUGGCUACUAGGUAUGGAGACGGAAAGUAUGCACCGUAAAUCCAUAGAAGCUCAACAAACACUGAAAGACGACUCCGGUGUGAGCGAUCACGAGGACUCCGCCGGUUCGAAGUCCAAUGAUGAUGGUUCACAACGUCUUAGCUCCUCCACCGAAUCGCUGAAUGUUGUUAGUCCUGGACCGCCGCAUGAACGACAACAAAUAUCAUCCAAUGCAACCACACCCUCAGCAACAACCGCAUCGUCUUCUUCGCCGCACAUCGAUUUGAGCAGUCCAUCACCGCCAACUUCACAUGCAUCAACUGCAUCACUGUCCCUACAAUUAUCACCCCUACAACAACAUCAGCGACAUUUAUAUCAACAACAAGCAGCCGCUGUUGCAGCCGUCUUGGGACCGCCACAUACAAGCGCUCAACCAUCUUAUCAUCCACUAAUGGAUGCGGCUAAUGCUAGCGCGGGUGCAGCCACGAGUAAAGAUUUUCACAUGAUCAUGAAUACAGCAGUGGCAGCGGCAGCCGCAGCAGCUGCGGCAAGUGGUGGUGGUGGUGCUGCUACAGCAGGUGGCACAGGUUUACAUCAUCAUCAUGGACAACAUGUGAGCAGUGGUGGUGGUGCAACUGCGGCCUCCUACUCCACGCUCGAACAUGAUCCGGACACUUUUAGAAACAAUUCGAUCGCUUGUCUGCGCGCCAAAGCUCAGGAACAUCAAGCUCGCCUGCUCAAUAGCGGUUUAUUCCUACAGGUGCGCUCUUUUGCGGGUUUCUCAACCAAUAAUUGUAAUGCCGGCAGCUCGAAUCGUAGCGGGAAUUUUGUCAAUAGCAACAACAACAACAACUUGCAACAACAACACCAGCAGCAACAACAACAACAACUCAAGUUGGAACGCAUGUCUUGUGAUUUGUAG
Molecule: messenger RNA, 2082 nt
Organism: Ceratitis capitata (Mediterranean fruit fly)
Lineage: Eukaryota; Metazoa; Arthropoda; Insecta; Diptera; Tephritidae
Gene: Vsx2
Product: pituitary homeobox homolog Ptx1
Exons: 8
Coding region: 1-2082 (693 amino acids)
Biological process (GO): regulation of transcription by RNA polymerase II
Cellular component (GO): nucleus
Molecular function (GO): sequence-specific double-stranded DNA binding; DNA-binding transcription factor activity, RNA polymerase II-specific
Source: RefSeq, a predicted model, not a curated record